CAGAGCAGACUGAGCCGUGGUCCGGAGGCUCGAAAACGGGGAAUAACUGGGGAUUACGGUGAAUUUAUUGCACCACGCAAGGCGAGAGGAGCGAAAUGUUGGUUACCGGAGCGGAUUGGACUCUGACGCUGUUACGGAUAUAGCAUCUUUGAGUGAGACUUUGCCUGUUUUGCUUGCCGGUGCAGACCCGGACACAGACAACACAGAGACAGAAAGAAGUACCGGAGCCGCCGCGACACCAGCGAGCGAACUUGGCUUCUCUCUGCUCCGGUGGGAGGUGUCUGCUGUCGGCUGUGGCUCGCUGCACGCACCGCCACCGGCUUUGCUGCUUGGACCUUUUUGAAGUUGAGCCUGUUGCAGUUGUAGCCAAGUUGUAUCUUUUGUAAAUAGCUUCUUCUUUUUUUUUUUUUUUUUUUUUUAGGGCUUUUCGACAACCAACUGUGGCUUUAAUGUGACGCACUAUACUGACAUUAUUGCGGUGUGUCGGAGCGGACCCCCUCUGCAGAGGAGUUAAAUGCUUUGAAACCAAGUUUUACUUUUCACAUUUCUACGGUGCCAACGCAGCCCACACAGAUGUAAGAGGGAAAAGGUCAGAAGCAGAUCAAGCUGGGCCAGGCAAGGCCAGGCUAGGCCUACCUAGCCUUCUGUCUGGCCUUACCAGACAGGCCAGUGACCUCUCCAGAGGGUCUCCAACCAUCAUUUGACCUCACCAGACUUCCAAGUAGAGCUUUAAGGAUUAAAAAUUCCAGUUAUAUUCUGUCUUAUCAGCCUUGGGGAGGCCACACUGGUCUGCUGGAUCUCAAAUCCUUCCAUGUCGUGGUCGCUCCUACCUGGAUGUUGGCAGCAGGAUGGAUUCAGGUGUUAAUUUGACGUUUAUCACUUCAUUGCAGUGCUUGCAUCCCCCCUCCCUCUACUGCCUUUCAACCUGCCCCUCCCCAAUCUCGAAGAGAAGGCCCCUUCCUCUCUCUCGGGGCUUCCCAGAGCCCUGUUCAGAAGGGCCUUGUAGGAACUGUAGGCUGUCGUUCUGAAACUGCUGGCAUUGAAAAGAGGAAGAAGAGUUAAUAAAUCUUUGCCUAAAAGAACACAGCACAAUGAAAAUGUCUGGAUUCAAUAGAUUUGAUUGAGCUUUAUUUCCUGUAAUCCACUCCCUUUAGUCUUCUCUGGAGUUAGAUAAGAGGUUGGAUAGUUUUUGAUUUGAAAAAGAAACUUGCUAGUUGAGUAGUGCGCCAAUUUACACAUAGAUUGGUAAUAACUCACAUAAAACAAAUCCUUGUUCAUACUUACAGAAGUUCUCUGUUUUGGUCCAAGUAUUUAGGAGGAAUGUCUGAAAGCAGCAGCAGCAGCAGCAGCAGCAGCAGCAAAGUAGUGAAAUUCAUUGCUCCGGCCCCCCCUUCGGCCUCUCCCUGUCCAUCACCCCAGUCCGUCCACAAAAAUGUGAACGGUGCUGCCAGUUCAGACACACAUGUGGUAGAAAAGCUGGGUGAACAACCUGAGGUCCAACGUCGACGCCACACGAUGGAUAGAGACUCUAAAACAGCCGAGCACCGCUUCUUUCGCCGGAGUGUCAUCUGUGACUCUAAUGCCACAGCACUGGACCUCCCCAGCAAAGCGGCAUUGAUACUCACGUCACCUCCAGACUGUGAGGGGCUUCCCACCUUUUUCCCUCCACAAAUCUCUGGUCCUGGACCUCAGGUAGGAGAUGCUGAAGGCGGGGAGGUCCAAAGCAUAAACCUCCAGCCUGGUCUCAGGAUAUGUCGGGCAGUUUCGGAGGGGGACUUUAGAAAUGCUGAGGUAGAUUGGGAAACCAGUAGCACCGUUGCUGUUCCCAUUUGCAGUGGUGUUGAGCACAGUGCAGAUAGGGCAGUUAAAGAGCCCACCCCGACAGUAUUGGAUGUUACAGAAAAAACAGUUGGAAAACAACCUGAUGUCACGUUGCAUCCAGGGGACAGACAACAGGUAGUAAAACAUGUAAAAGAGGCGGACUCUGGUAGUGCUAGUAGUCCAACUGAGGAGAAAGAGAGGGAGACGGAGGAGGAGAAGGGGCUCGCAAAAGCCCGGGCAGAGCAGAGGGAGGCAGAGAAACGAGUGCAAGACGACAUAGAGGAGGUGGAGACUAAAGCUGUUGGGACUUCACCAGACGGACGCUUCCUAAAAUUUGACAUUGAGAUUGGAAGAGGUUCCUUUAAGACAGUGUACAAGGGACUGGAUACAGAGACGACAGUGGAAGUGGCGUGGUGUGAACUUCAGGAUCGCAAGCUGUCCAAGUCGGAGCGUCAACGCUUCAAAGAGGAAGCGGGGAUGUUGAACGGUCUCCAGCAUCCUAACAUUGUCCGCUUCUAUGACUCCUGGGAGGGACCGUGCAAAGGAAAGAAAUGUAUUGUUCUGGUCACCGAGCUCAUGACAUCAGGCACACUGAAAACCUACCUGAAGCGUUUCAAGGUGAUGAAAAUCAAGGUCCUGCGUUCAUGGUGUCGACAGAUCCUGAAAGGCCUUCACUUCCUGCACACCAGAGCCCCGCCCAUCAUUCACAGGGACCUGAAGUGCGACAACAUCUUCAUCACGGGGCCUACGGGUUCCGUGAAGAUAGGGGACCUGGGUUUAGCCACGCUGAAGAGGGCCUCGUUUGCAAAGAGUGUCAUAGGUACUCCCGAGUUUAUGGCUCCAGAGAUGUAUGAGGAGAAGUACGAUGAAUCCGUAGACGUCUACGCCUUCGGGAUGUGCAUGUUGGAGAUGGCGACCUCAGAGUACCCCUACUCUGAAUGUCAGAACGCUGCCCAGAUCUACAAGCGGGUCACUAGUGGAGUGAAGCCUGGCAGUUUUGACAAGGUAGCCAUUCCUGAGGUGAAGGAAAUUAUAGAGGGCUGCAUCAGGACAAACAAGGAUGAGAGGUAUGCUAUAAAGACCCUGCUGAACCAUGCGUUCUUCCAGGAGGACACAGGCGUCAGGGUUGAACUGGCAGAGGAGGACGAUGGGGAAAUGAUCGGCAUCAAACUGUGGCUCAGGAUAGAAGACGUCAAGAAGCUCAAAGGCAAAUACAAAGACAACGAAGCCAUCGAGUUCUCCUUUGACCUGAAUAAGGACGUCCCUGAAGAUGUGGCCCAGGAAAUGGUUGAAUCCGGCUACGUUGCUGAGGCCGACCACAAGACCAUGGCCACGAUCAAAGACAGAGUCUCUCUGAUCUUGAGGAAGAGAGAACAGAGACAGCUGGUACGAGAGGAGCAGGAGAAGAGAAAACUGGAGAGCGAACAACAGCGGCAACAACAGCGGCAGCAACAACCACAACAACAACAACAACAACAACAACAACAACAGCAACAACAGCAACAACAGCAACAAGAGGCACUUAAAUCAGCACACACACAGGCAGAGGUAGAGGAGACUGAGGCGGAGCAACAGCAGCAUCACUAUCAGCAAACCGGCAUCUCACACACAUCUGAAGGAGGUUUGGACAGCGGGCAGAGCUCCUCUGUUUUCUCCUCAGACUCCUUCCACCUGGGUCAGCUGACCAUGUCAUACAGCGGCCCCCCCUCCAACCAGCCCCCUUCCCAGCCCCAAACCCCCUACCCUCUCCCCCCCUCUUCAAACCCUCAGCAGCACCCAGGCUACGCCCAGCCACCGCAGCCAAUGCCCAUGUUGCGUCGUCAUCGGAGUCGUAGCAUGUCUGUUUGCGUCCCCCCUUCCUCCUACUCCUUCUCCCAUGCUCCUUCACCCGUGGCUGUUUGUCCAAAGCCGCCCUCAACUCCUCCUCCAAACCUGUCCUCCUCAUCCUCCUACACCAACAGCUCCCCCUGCAUGCCUCUCGCAGCUGAGAGGGACACAUUCGCCGGGCGCCUCUCAAAGGCCCUGGAGUCAGUCCUCCCCCUUCACUCUGCCUCCUCCUUACCCGGGGCCAGGCAGCGGAGGGCCAGCCUGCCUGCACUGUUCUCCAGCCCUCAGCAUACAAUGCCGCACCCCUACAGUGGCGGAGCAGGAGGAGGAGCAGGAGGGAGCAACCCUCUUCCAAAUCUCCCAGACCCCUCUGCUUUUUUCUUUCCCUCCAUCCCUGAACGCCCCAUUUCAUUCUCACCUCCCCCCACCGGGCCUCCCAAGUCCUACAACACACAGAGACGUAAGAGCACGUCCAUCCUUGAGGCACACACAAGACACUUCCAGCCUGCCUACCCUCGCUAUGGCAGCAGCCUGCAUCCUUUUUCUGGGAUGGAGGGAGUUGAGACCCCUUCUUUCUACAUGGUAAAUCCCAGUUUUGCUGCAGCUGCGCAAAGACUUGGCGUUGGGGAGCCGCUGCAUCUCCCAGGACAGUCUGAUCCAAGUAUGUACGUUAAAGACAUGAGAGCAGAGCACGAGGAAGCAGUGAGGAGAUUAAGUCUGAAUCAAGCUGCCUUAUUGGACCAUUACGAAGCAAUGGCAUAUGGAGGUUACCCAAUGACUGCCCACCAGCUUUUCCAUCAGCAGAGGCAAGCCGCCGCUGCAGCUGCUAGUUUGGUAUAUGAACCUGUUUCUGCACCACAACCAGCAUUCUUGCACCCACACCUUAUCCAAAGAAUGAGUGCACACAGCCCAAUCCCUCAACCCUUAACACCAAUGAGUGCACCCGCAGGUGCCGGUGUUACUUCUUCCUCAUCAGAUGGGUGCUAUCCUCCACCUCAGCAUGCAUCUCCGUCUGCUUUCUCCAAUUCUGCACCUCCAGUAAUGUCUGACACUCAAAUGCCAACUGGUAGUGUGUUUGAGUUCCAUUUAGCUGCAGCUGCCGCAGCUGCUGCAGGAGACCCGAGCGUCCUCACAUCCAGACUCUACCGGGCCCGGAGGAGCUCCAUGGAUCUCCCUCUAGAAGACAACACUGGAACUGGAUCAGGAGGUUCAGGCACCUACAGCCGCCUCCAACCUGUGACAGAAGAGCUGUACUCAUACAUCAGUCCUGAGCUCCCCCUACCGCCAGGAAGUCUUCUUUUCCACCACACAGGUUUAGCUGCUAAAGACAGAAGCCCAGAACCCUCUAGUGAUUCUAUGGCCUCUUCUGACGCAGGGGAGUUUCAGUCGCCUCCUCCCCCUCCCCUCCUUCCAUCAAAUGACUCGUCUGCCGCUCAGUCCAUCCCUCACUCCUCAUCCCUGUACGAGUCAUUCGGAGUAGUUUAUCCCAUAGAUCCCCAGGGACAUCCACCCUCCAUGCAGAGCUUUCUCCCUCCCACUCCAUCCUCCGAGCUCCCGCUGGGGGAAGCAUCAGCGAGUCAGCUGGAGUCUAUGAUCCAGAGUGCCUGGGCCCGGCACGGAGGGGUGGUACCAGCCCAACCUGAUAUGACGUACCAUGAGUCCUUGCUGGCCAUGCAGGCCACGAACCCCAGUCUGCAGCAGGUUCAAGCUGCCCCCCCUCAGCCCUCUCCAGGACCCCCUCUUGUCCCUGCCACCAGCCAGCCAGCUCCUCCCGGCACCUGCCAACAAGUCGCUUCAUCCAGUCAGAGUGUUGCAUCAGUUCAGAGCCCCACACACACAUCUCUGCCGCAGGCGUAUGCACAGCCCAGUGUAACUCCAUCUGCUGUUCCCUUGGUGACGCCCUCUCCGCCAUCCCUCCCCGUUACCAUGCCGACUGCGGCGAUGGCCUCCCCUCCCUCUCCUCUGCCAACCCCUGUUAGAGUGGUGCCUACUACUGUUGUUUCCCCUCCUCCUCCUCCUCCUCCUCCUCCUCCUACUCCUGUGCCCACACCCGUGCCUCAGCCGUUGGCCACUGUGGUGCCAAUCAUCAGUGUAGUCACCGCCCCGCCUGAUACCCCCAUGGAAGCCCCUCCCCAGUCCGCCUCUCAGUCUUCAGAGCUGUCCCAGUCCCAACUACAGCCACCUCAAGUACUUUCAUCAAUAGAGAGUGGUCACUCUGAGACUUCAGGCCUGAGCGACGGAAAUGAAGGUGGAGGUCGCCAUGAAGGUCGCUCCACCAAACGACAUCAGAGACGCUCUGUGCGAAGUCGAUCACGCCAUGAGAAGAUCUCCAAGGCCAAACUCAACGUUCUAAGUAUCUCAAACCGAGGAGACAGGGUGGCAGAGUGUCAGCUGGAGACCCACAACAGGAAGAUGGUGACUUUCAGGUUUGAUCUGGAUGGAGACAACCCCGAGGAGAUCGCACAGAUCAUGGUCCAGAGUGAGUUUAUCCUGGAGAGUGAGAGGGAGUCGUUCAUUGAGCAGGUCAGAGAGGUGAUAGAGAAUGCUGAUGAGAAAGGACUGGAGAGAGACCCAAACAGCAAGAUGGGAAGUGAUAUGGUGCAGCAGAUUCCUGUUAUAUCUGUUCCCAUGCCAGACAUCCCUCCCAGUGCUACAGCACAGGUGGUCCAUUCAGCAGGGCGGAGGUUCAUCGUUAGUCCCGUACCUGAGGCAAGGCUGAAGGAACAGACGUUUCCUCCCUCUUCUUCUCCUUGUCAUUCUCCUGCCCCUGCACCUCCUGUUGAAAGUGUCCCUGCAGCUUCAGCUCCAGCUCAAUCCCAGACACCAGGCCAGAAUUUGCUGCUGUCCCAAUCUGCCGGAGCAAUCAGUUUACAACAAGCCUUCUCUGAGCUCAGACAGAACCAGACUCAGUUUGAUGCUGGACCCAGCACAGCCCCAGCUUCCAUCCACUCCAGUCAUCCUCCUCUGCAGCCUGCAGCAGCUCCUGUCCCCACACAGGCCAGCUCUGUCACUCCUCCUGUGGAUUUAACUGCUGGACUUGUCCCUUCAAAUCAAAACCAGACUCUGGGGCAAGUCCCGGAAACCCCCUCCUCCGUCCCCCCCUCUGUGUCUGCUGUCUGUCUCAGCCCUCCUUCUUCCUCCUCCCCUCCUCCUACUGUGGUGAAUCAGUCCAUCCUUCAGUCACAGGUACUUUCACAGGCAGGGAUUCAGGCUGUGUCUCAAACCCAGGGACAGGUGCAGGUCCAGGGACAAGCACAAAUUCAGCCCCAGGUCUUCACCCAGCCUCCCACUCAAACUAUUUCUGCAGCCACUGCUACUUCAGUCCCUUCAACAAUGCUCACCUCCCCUCCUGCUGCCCAGACUGCUCCUCGUGUAACCUCUCCACCCUCCUCAUCCUCAACUUUUAUCACCAGUGACGUCUCCUCCGACCUCCCAUCAGGCUCCCCCAUCACCUCCUCCACUCCCUCUCUGUCUUCCACCGUCAUCCCCACAACCGCCAUCCCAGGCCCCCAGCUCGCUCCUUCUGCAGCCAUAUCCUCCCACCCCUCUCCCCCUCCCUCCACCACUUCCUCCUCUGCUGUGGGACUGCAGCCAGUGACUACAAAUGUUCCUUUGGUUCAACCAACAUUGGUCCACUCCCAGCCACAGACGGCCGCCAUGCCCGGUCAGACACACACGCACUGUGGGGAAUGUGAUGCAAGGUGUGAGUCCUCCACUGAUUUACAAGGCAAACCAGACGACAUCCAAGCCCUGGAGAUGAAGCUGCGCUCGCUCUUCAUGGACCUUGGUGGCGGGGUGUCUUCAGCCGACAUGUUAGCAUCCGACCCUGCUUCUGGAACCCAUGCAGCUGGUACUUCAUCCCCAAUAGGACCCUCUUCUACCUCCGGCACAUCUGUCACCACACCUUGCUCCAGUCUGCCAGCUAAUCCUCCUCAGCCCCCCUCCAGUUUAGCACUGGGGUCACCUGUUCCAAUCCAGGGCCCAGGAACACCGAUCUCCACUCCUGCACCCAUUGUUUCUACAGUCAACCCUGCUGCAUCCUUUGGCCAGACCACUCCAUCCAAACCCCCUUUAUCCAGGGUGCCGGCCAGUUCUCCUACUUCAGAACUCCUGCCAUCUUUCCCUGGACCUUGUCUAAUACAGUCCCAGCAGCCUCUGGAGGACCUGGAUGCUCAGUUAAGGCGAGCACUGAGCCCAGAGACGGUUCCUGUCAGCACGCACACACAGGCCUCUCACAGUGGAACACAUGCAGCGGGACAACCAAUUCCCUUCUCUCUGGAGGAAGAAACGAUGUCCUCUGCGGCUCCUCCCCCUCCUGUUAAACUGGGCAGAUUUCAGGUCUCACUGGCUGCUGAAGAGCCUCCUGUCAAACGCCCCGCCUGCACCGAAUCCUCCACCACCUCCUCCUCUUCCUCUUCUUCCUCCUCGUCCUCCUCCAGCCUCUCCAGCCCGGAGAACACGCUGCACAAGGACUCCUCGUCUCCUCUGAGAGUCGGAGGAAGAGAUGUUGUCGAUGGACUACCCCAAAAGAUGGAAGGGUGCCGCCAACCUUCCCCUAUUGCCUCACCCUCCCCCUCUCCUAAGCCGCCCACCACCAUCGGACGCUUCCAGGUUACUACUAGCACUGAGGCUCGUGUUGGACGAUUCUCUGUGAGCCGAGCCCAGGAGCAGAGCACUGAGUCGAGACAGACGCCUCCACCUGCUGCAAAGGCUACAAAUGGACCCAGUGAUCCUGGGCAGCUUUUGAGUCCAGAUUCUACUCAUAAAGCCUCGCUACCAAGUCUCAACAACUCCUUUAACAACUCCUAUGUCAGCAGUGACAAUGACUCCGAAUUUGAGGAUGAAGACUUUAAACGGGAAGUCGGCCGCCUCAGAGAAAAGCACAUGCGUGAGAUUCAGGCGCUACACUCCCGCCAGAAGGAAGAAAUAGACUGCCUCUUCACAAAACUUGGAAAGGUUCCUCCAGCUACUGUGCUCCCUCCAGUUGUAUCCCUGACUGGCAGGAGGAGACGACCUACCAAAAGCAAAUCGUCCAAAUCAUCCAGAACCAGCUCCAUGCAUGGCAGCAAGAGCCCUUUACAGCCAGGCAGCACUUUAUCCGCCCAGAGCGUCCCCACCAUGUACCCCGGCCAGCUGGUUCUGUUAGCCCCAGGAGGAUUAGCCGAUUCGGGCAGCAGCACAAUGCUCCAGCCAAUCAAACCCUCUCCCUCCAGCAACAACCUGUGUUCUGCCUACACCAGCGAGGGGGCGCUGUCUGUGCCCAGCCUGUGUGCUCCCACCCCAGGCUGUGUAAAGUUCAGCUGGGGUUCGGAGCGUUUGGCCCUCAAGCCUGGCGGCAGGAGGACGCGCUUUCUGAGUACGCCCUGCUUGGCUCUUUGGAAGAUGGUGAAAAAAGUCUGCCCCUGCAACCAGCUCUGUAGGACUAACAGCACCAACGCAGUGAGUGGUUCAGGGGGUUUGGGUCAGAGCCAAGGUGGUUCUCAGUGUCUGCCCCCCAACAUGUCAGCCCCACACCAGAGGAAAGGAACCUUCACCGACGACCUCCAUAAACUGGUAGACAACUGGGCCAGAGAUGCCAUGAACCUCUCACAGGGGAAGAGGAGUGCCAAACAGCUGCAGCAGACCCCAGCACAAGGACACAGCUAUGAGGUGAUCCAGUCUGCCAGUCUGGGCAGGAAGUACUCUGCACCCAGCCAACUGUGUCCCAGCAGCAUCGGAGGCUCCGCCCACCUCCCUUCAAACCCCACCACCGCUACCUCUAUGGCCGUCCGCAAGGGCUCCCUGUGCCAUCCGCCCGCUUCCUCAUCUACACCUCAACCCCAACCUCCCCAGUUCAUCCACUACACCCCCACCGCCGCCUACAGUGCACAGUGGUCCGGUCCUGCUCACGGCCUCUCGACUCCACAUCAGGCCCCUGCACAGCCCGGGCCCCUGCUGGUCAGCACUUCCCAGCCCUUAGGCCCCUACCCAGCAGUCUCGGUAGGAGGUCAGGGCCAGAUCCCCGGGCAGGGUCCACUCCAGGCUUUCCAUCUUGCCCACUCUCUGCAAAAAUCUGUCAGCAACCCAGGAGGACCCAACCUGAGGACCACGUAGGGCUGGGGGAGAGGGCUGGAGUGAAUCACGGCCCGCCUGGUCAGAACAGAAAAACAGAGUGUUAUACGCUAGAUCUGCCAGAGAGGAUGGAAGAACUGGAGGGUGCAAUGAGUUUGAAAUAAAAUCAGCAGAAAGAAAACAGGAAACGAAAUACGGAAUACAAACUCUGUAUCCAUCCUUUUGUGCAAGAAGCUGUCGCAAAAAGCAGUCCAUGAUCUCCUUGGUCUGUUGUUUUGGACUGAGGUCUUGUGACAGCUCAAAGAUUAAGAAAAAAGACUGAUGAGUGCAAUGUUAAAGGCCAAAGAGGUAUUGACAGGGUGCAGGAUUGGUAUUAGUAACUCUUGCUGUUAUGUUAAGGCACUUAUCGCUUGGUCACACUUGUUCCAUUUCAGGCAUUAACUUAAGUGAACAACAGUCUGUGAGGCGGGUCAACCAGUUGAGGAGAUGUUAUAACAUUUUGAGGGGGAGGAAUGUGGGGGCCAGCCUUUAAAGAAACCAAAUUUAGCCCUUGUGUCCACACAGCAGCUCUUAAUAGCUUCUCGUGCUGAAGUAAUUUCAAAGAUUUGAAUCUUUUGGCUCUUUUAUUGAGUAUUUUGAGAAAAAGAAAAAAGCUCUCAAGCUCUUAAAGCAGAUGCUAACAUGCUGAAAUUCCCUUAAAUGAGAUUGGGACUCCACAAAGAGAGGAGCAUGGCUGGUCAGCACAAUCAGGUUGUCUGUUUGACUGUAACGUGCUUGUCAAAAAGCUGCAUACAGCUGCAGAUAAAAGCUUUGAUUACAGGUGGAAGCAAAAUGAAAAGGUGUUGGAUACAGCGUGUGAGUGUUUGCUCUUCAGUAUUUACAAUCUGGUCAUUCCCUCCUAACCAUUAAAAGCACAAGAAAGUCCAAAAAACAAACCACUGGGAAAUAGAAAGUCUGGAUCUUAGCUGCCUAAUUUAGAGUAAGUGUAAUCCAGCACAUGGUGGAUUUGUUCACCUGUAAGCUCGAGUCAUGACAGCUACUCCUCUGUUACCUUCUGUGUCUUGCUCCUCCCUUGUUGUGACAAACUGCUCAAACAGGUGGAGAAUGAUGGAGGAGAGAAAGAGGACAAAGAAGAGCAGAGAGAGAGUGUGCUGGUUUUACAUCAGAAUCAAACACCUCGUCCACUGUCCGAUUAAAGUACUGAAUGGACAGAUGCUUCUGCUCGACAAACGCCUCCUCACCGUCACGACUCCACCUCUUCCUCCAUCUCUCCCUCUGUCCGCCUGCCUCUCUGUUGCCAUUUGAAGCAAUAACAGCAGAAACCUUUUAGAGAAAACGUGAGCGGACUCGGCGUGAAACAGUGGCCUUGUUAUCAGAGUAAUAUCGAGUCCCUGUACAGUUUGUGUCUCGGUUCAUUUUUUAGAAUGUCAGCUAUUAUGAUUCCAUUUUGUUAUUUUUAUUUUGUUUUGUUGGAUUUUGUUUGGCUUGCUGCACUCGCACACACACAGACAUACAGUACAUUACACACACACACACACACACACAGACACACACAGACUUAUAUACAGACAUGCACAUUGAGGCGUAGCAGCAGUUUAACAGAGUGACACAUUAAUGCCUCAGUUCAUCAUUAGUUUGCUUUCAACAUGUGUGUUGAAAUGAUUGCAAUGUACAUUAAUGUCAUAAUUAUUGUUGUGAAUGAUUAUUAUUCUAUUUAAAAAGAAACAAAAACAAGAGUGUGUUCUGUCGACGGACCUGUUAUGCGAGCACAUCGGUGUGCGAUGUGAAAACACUGUGAUUAUUGUUGUUUAUUCUCAGACAAUGUUGUUGGACAACGUUAGUUUGAGGAUGAAAUGUCACAAAUUAAGAAAACAAAAGCAAACUGAGGACGGCUUGGUGAGGCUUUCACUUUCAAUUCUUUGCAACUUUAUAAAAUAGAUUCUUUGAAUAAUGUGAAAAAAAAUCCUUCUUUACAAUAAUCGUCCUUUACAGUCAGCUUUGGAGGACGUUUAUCCAAACAAAUGCCUUACAACAACUGAUCGACUGCAGCUUCAGUUCCUUAAAAAACGGAUCAUAUUGAAAGUGGAAAGUGACCUCAUUGCUGGAUUAUUAAAACAAACCGGGGUGAAAGGCAGAAUAGUUGAUAUUUAGAUAAUAAAGUAAUGCUAGCUAUUUUUUCUUAAUACAGUACUUAUAUAUCAGACACUUUAAAUAGCCCUCCUCUUCCCUUUCUCCCCUGGUUCUGUUAGAUGAAUGUGAAUGUAUAAACCAAUGGUGUCCAUUUUAAUGUACUUGAAAACUGUCUUUAAUUUUUCUUUUUUCUUUUGCUUCCCCCCACCAUCACCUAUCGAGCCUCUGGUGAAAUCUAGAGGUGCUCACUAGUGCCUUGCAUCUUUCCUGUUGCUUGUUGUGUUGGGGGUUGACGACUUUGAGUUAAAGUAAGCACACUAGGCAGCAUGUGUGGAGAGUUUUUGGGGGUGUCACUUUGAAGUCAGUGGUUGGAUUACAGGCAGGUAGUAGAUGGCUGUUAGCUGUUGAUGUGUGUGCUACAGCUGGUUUGUGGUUUAUUCUCUUUGAUAGUGUAAAGAAGAAUGCUUCCACAUGUUGGAUUGAAAAAAAAAAAUUCAAUCGUAACUAUUAACCUUAACUUAGCCUAACUCUGCUGCCACUGAAGGCCGAAACACAGGAGGCCUGACUGUGACUUUAGCCCGGUUACUACACCAUAGCUAAAAGAUGGAGGGAAUAUGAGAGUUCAUCAGUGACUUUUUUUUUCAGGGUUUUUACAUGUAGAUAUUGGAGGAAAAGAGGUGCGUUUAUAUUUUUUCAGGAGGGAGUCAUUAAAGAUUGUAUUUGAAGCUUGGACCACUCUGUACUUUAGGCACUGGCCCACACAGGAGCAGGAUUCAGUCAGCGGAGGACAAAUCGCGGUAAUCAAAGUGAAUUCAUCUAUUAGGUUUGACCUAUCUCUCGCUUUCAUUCUAUCUUUACCAAAAAAGUAACGAUGACGUGACCUCUGGAUUAGAGUCACCCAUUCAGUGAGCAGUGAGUGCAUUUACCGAGGCACAUCUAUUAUAAACUUUACAGUAAAAUGACUACAGCCCAAAGCCCCUGAAAACACUUUCAUUUCUAAACAAGCAGCAAUCUGUGCAAAAACAAACAUGUUAAGGUAUCUUUUAGGAAUAGUUUGACACUGAAAAACUCAACUAUUCGGCUUUAUCAGCAGUAUUUUGGAGGGUGUUUGUUACAGUUAAGAUUGACAGUGACAAAACGUGGCUCCAUCUGAAUCCUGAUUGGUGCACAGAGGAAAGUUUUUCCAACUGAGCUCCACCCACUUAGAAAAUGUGACGAAAGAAAGAAAUAAUUUUUCUCCUGUGAAAUAACCCAAACUUCCCUUUUUCUGCAGUAUUUGACUUCAAUCUAGGAAGUUUUCAGUGUCAAAAGCAGCAGAAAGAAAUGCUGACUGCAAAGUUGCAGGAGCCGUAAUGAUUCUCAAGUACAACCCAUUUUUUAUUCCCACUAGGAACAUGUUGGCUGUCUUCCAUUUUAUUACCCCAAAAGCAUUUAAAAGGCCGCAGAGCUACACUGUCUUUUUAACAGAUGUUGUAGCCUAAUCAUCUCAGACGUGCUGCUUGAGGACAAAAAAGCAAAUCUGCAAAAGGUAUGAAAACUGUCUCAUUCACAACCUGCUCCCACUGUAUAGUUCUGCAGCUGCAGUGUUGGGGGUUUAUUCACAAAGAGAAGAAGAAGAAGUGUUUUAAGAUGGGGGUGUCACUGCUAGGGGUGGUGUUGGUGGUGGUUAUGAUGAUUGUGAUGAUGAUGAUGGUGGAAGUGAUAAUGGAGUUCUGGUGGUUUUAGAUUCAAGGCCUUAGACACCCUGUCCUCUUGUUUUUUUCUUUUAUCAAAAACAUGUCUGGUACAAACUUAGACAGUCACUUAUCUGUUGAUAUUCUGGGAAUAGGCGUUACUUAGUACAAAACAAACAAACACACAUUGCUUUUGCCUGAGACAUUUUCCAUUUCUUGUGAAUAGGCAAGUUUGGUUGAAGCUGUGAAUAAUCAUUGAGCCACUUUGCUUUAGUUAAGAGCAUUUUCUAUUCUUUGUGAUUAGAAGUCAGACCUUUAAUAAUCGGAGGACAGAAUACAAAAAAACAAAAGAGUGUAUGAACCUGCUUUUUCUCACUGGAGCUGCUUUGAUUGACAGGUAACAACCUGGAUUUUCACGUUGUCAUUGCUCUAGCCUCGAUUGAUUUCCGCAGUAGAAGUUGGAUGCUUUUUUUGCCGUGUUUCUACGUCAUUACUACAGACAGAAUAAAGAAAGCAAUGCAAUAUUAUUUAAAGAUACAGUUAGUUUAGAUUACAGAUGGCUUCAAAGUUAGGCACCUGCUGGAGGACUCUUAUUUUGAAAGCUCUAUCAGUUGUCGUGAAGUUGUUUCAGAGUCGUGAUGGAGGGCUCUUACUGUGAAAGGCUUGGGAGUAAUGUAGUUAGGGCGCUCUUAUUGUGAAGUAUCCUGAAGGUGACACAUGCAGUGUAGCAGUGGUUGUUUUUCUUUUACUCACAUUACAUUCAGUUUUUGCCUGUUUGGGACUUGCUUAUCUUUUCUGCUUUUGACUGUAGAAGUGCCCACAUGUACAAAAUGCCUUUCAGAUCAACACACACACACACACACACACACACACACACACACACACACACACACACACACACACACACACACUCAGUGCAUAACCUUGCUGUUUCACAUUGCUCUCUCCUGUGGAUUGAUGUCGAUUCUCGAGCACAGCGACUAUUUCUCCUACAGACUGUUACUGAAAACAUGUUGAUUAUGUUUCUGCUCUCACUGAUGUUUUAUAUUUUAUUUGUUUUAUCAGCAGUUUUAAUGUCUCUAGCGGCACCUAACUUAAUUCAGUGGUUUCAUUUUUUCUGUAACGUGUUUGACAUUGUACAAAGUGGUUGCAUAAAAACAAAACAAGGAUGAAUGAAUGAAAGAAAAUCAAAAAGAUACAUGUAGGGAGUCAUCGGCAGCCUUUCAAGGUAUGUUUUGCACUAAGUAUAGAGUGUUCAAGCUUCAUAUUAAAAAAAAAGUUUGCGCUUUGCGCUACAAAACAAUGAAAUUUGUUACUUUAUUUGUAAAAACUUAAUGAAUAAAAGUUGUUCAAAUGAA
Molecule: messenger RNA, 14860 nt
Organism: Labrus bergylta (ballan wrasse)
Lineage: Eukaryota; Metazoa; Chordata; Actinopteri; Labriformes; Labridae
Source: RefSeq, a predicted model, not a curated record